Messenger RNA from Symbiodinium necroappetens, 1269 nucleotides. The record is from the annotation of a GenBank genome assembly. Lineage: Eukaryota; Dinophyceae; Suessiales; Symbiodiniaceae.
AUGUCUGCCUGCGGCGGUGGACACCUUGCCGUAGCACAACUUCUCCUCGAUGCGGGUGCUUCUGUGGACGCAGCAGCCGAUGACGGCUUCACAGCUCUUAUGGAGGCCUGCACUGGUGGCCAUGUUGACCUCGUCGCGCUUCUCUUGGAGCACGGGGCCAGCAUCGCCCAUGCAACACCCAGUGGCCGCACGGCAGUGAUCAUGGCCAGCCUGUAUGGGCACACGGAAGUUGUUGGACAGCUCUUGUCCAAGGGUGCCGACCCAAAGCCGAACAAGUUCACGGCCCUGCACGCGGCCUCCGGAAACGGCCAGGCGGGCGUGGUGGAGCUUCUCCUGCGUGGCACCGAGUUGCUGGCGGAGUCCGAGGAGACGUCGGAGGCGCUGAUCUCGGCUUGCGCCAAUGGGCACGCGGGAGUGGCCCAGCUGCUGCUGGAAUUCGGAGUUUCUCCCUGUGUUUCGGCAUCGGAUGGUACCACUGCCCUCAUGAAGGCAUGCAUGGGAAGCCACAGAGAGGUGGCUGCCGAGCUCAUCCUUCGAGGGGCCAAUGUGGAGGAGGCCUUGAACUCGGCACGACGCCGCAAGAUGCCUGGCGUCACGCGUGUGCUGCAGCGAGCCGUGGAAGAGGCCCAAGCAAUGCGAGGGCCGCGGCCAGAACAGCGCGACCUCGAGAAGCUCGUGAGGAAGAUCGAGGGGCCACCAAAGGCGCUGAAGCGCUCCCGGCACCUCUCCACGGGCACGGCCUCGACCUCCACCGCCGUCGCCGAGCCCUCGGAGACUCAGACGACGGCCGCUGCAGAGCACCUGGACGCGUCACCGAGGAGGCAGCCCGAAAGCCCCUUUGGCACCUUGGAACUGGGAGAGACACGCUUUUCGCGUGCUUUUGCAGGAGAUGAUCACUGUGAUCAGGCUGCGACCAGUUGCUCAGAGAGGGAGGUGGCGUUGGAGGAUGACGUGGAAGAAGAAGUUGAGAACUUUCUGCAGCUUGGUGCGUCUGGUGGACUAUCGGGCAAGGAGCAGGAGAACAGGCCGAGUGACAGACCUUUCGUGCUACCCUGGAGAGAAGUGCUUGAGAGAACAGCAGCAAAGUUUCCAGAGCGCACGGACUCCCGUGUAGCCUCCGAGGGCCAGUCAGUGCGGCACAUGCUGGCAUACUGCCGCUGUGCCUUCUACACCAUCGAAGUACUGGGGGAGGUGGAGCCGUCAUCGCCAGUGUCUUGGGCUUCAGGUGCACUGUCCAGCAUUCACGAGAUGGCAAGCGAAACAUGUUGA